Molecule: messenger RNA, 4147 nt
Organism: Sphaerodactylus townsendi
Lineage: Eukaryota; Metazoa; Chordata; Lepidosauria; Squamata; Sphaerodactylidae
Gene: FHAD1
Product: forkhead associated phosphopeptide binding domain 1
Exons: 29
Coding region: 118-4026 (1302 amino acids)
Molecular function (GO): protein binding
Source: RefSeq, a predicted model, not a curated record
CCGGGCCUACGCGGUUGCCAUGGCUACCAGCCCGGGAAAGACGCACGCGGAGCCUUUCUAUGCUGCGGCUGAAGGGGAAGGCCGUUCUCCGCGCGACUUGCAAGGGGGAGAAACACAAUGAAAGCUUUUCUAAAGAGUUCCGAGGGUAUUUUUGUUCUGAGGCCAAAGAUAACUACUUUAGGAAGGCAUGAAGAUUCAGACAUUAUCCUUAAGUCUCCAAAUGUUGACGAUCGCCAUGCCGCCAUAGAGUUCAAAGAGUCGGAAAAUGUCUUUGUCCUUCGAGAUUUCAACUCGGCUCAAGGAACGUUUGUCAACGAUUGCCAUAUCCAGAAUGCAGCGGUGAAAAUCAGCCCUGGAGAUGUUUUGCGGUUUGGCUCCAGUAGAACAGGCUUUGAGCUUAUGGUAGAAAGCGCUUCUCAGGAAAAGGUGUCAUGUCCGCCAGUGAUGCGCCGAGCCGCCUGGCCCGGGUUGCUCCAGAUAGUUACAGAGACAGCAACCUCACCAGCAGCAGCGUCUCAGUUUCCAUUCCUUCAGUCUCAUCCGCUACCUCAUGCAAGCAGCAGCUGGACCUAUGGAGCAAGUGGGACUUCUCCGCAUCCGCCCCUUCGGAAGAGACCCAUAAAUGCUUGGGGCAGAGUGGUCGCAUCCCCUUCUUUCGCUCCCAGUUCUUUCAGCAGGCCUCCCACAGAUACAUUAGGAAACGGAACUGCUGCUGGUCCUUUGUCAAGCACCCAUUACACCGACUCGCCUCCCAAGGAUAAGGAUGAGCUUGUUACGAAAACUGAAAAUGAAGCAAGUCGCCUCUCCAGCCACGAAGGCGAGUCCAGUCGCAAGGACGCUGUGAUAUCAAAUCUUCAGGAUGAGCUUGCAGUAGUGACGGAAAAGAUGGUGGAGGCUCUUGCCAGGAAAGAGGCUGUGUUUAAUCAGAAGCUCCAGACUCUUGGCCAAGACGUUGAAGCAAAGACCGAAGAAAUUAAAGCUUUGAAAGAGCGGGUUUCCUACCUGCAGCAAAACACAAGUGAAGUGUUGUGCCAUUCCCUUUCUGAAAGAGACCUCCAAAUUGCACACUGGAAGCAAGAAAUUGAGAAUUUGAAGAAAAACAAUUCUCUGACUUCAGGCCUGGUGACCAGUUUGCAAAAAGAUGUUACGUCCAAGGAGCAGAAGAUACAGCAGCUGAAAACGGAUGCUGAGAAAUUGAGGCGAGAGAUCAGGGAAAAGGACAGCCAGCUUGCUCAUGUCUCCGCUCAGUGUUCUAGAAUUAAAGAUGAAAUGAAGCGUGAAUUCAGAGAGAGAGAAGUAAAUGUCUAUCAGAAUCGUGUUGCUGAGCUUGAGCUGCAAGUAAAGAGAGCGGAAGAAGAAAUACAGAAAGGCCGUGCUGAGCAGGGAACCUUAACCAAAAGGCUUGCAGAGAAAGCAAAGGCUGCAGAGGAGCUGCAAAAGGAGUGUGAGAGGAAAUCGCAGCAGUUACAGGAAAUGAGACGUCGAGAACGCCUUGCCAAGUCUGACCUGGAGGCUGCCGACGUUCAGGCGCAGCAUUUCAGAAGCCAAAUUAUUGAAAGCCUUUUUUCACAACUUCCAGAGAUGUCAGUGUCGGAUCAACAGAUCAUGGAGAAGAUCAGUGAAAUUAAGGGGAGCACCCAGGGUGUUUUCCAGAUGGAGAAGUUGCCGAGGGAGGAAAUCCAUCUCAAGACAUCUAAAGAGGAAGCAAUAACUGAGCAAUUUGAGCUGCUGAAGGAAUCAUUGGAUGGACUUCAGACUUUUUUGAAAACCUCCUACUGCAGCAGCAGCUUGAGAAAGGAGGUCUGCAGUCUUCAAAACUUAUGCCUCACCCCACCAGUCUCGUGGAUCCAGAGCUCGGCGGCCGAAGUCCUGUGCAGCUUGCUGAGCUGGGUGGAUGCGGUGGAACGUCUCUUGUUGGAUGUGGGACUUGACAUCUCUGACUCUGAGAAAGGAAUGACCUUCUACAUGAAGAAGCUGCUGAACAACCAUUUGAACACCACAGGCAAGCUUCAGAUGGUGCAGACCCAGCUAAGGAUGGCAGAGGAGUCUCAGCAUUCUCUGCUGUGGGAGAAGAUGAAUGAAGUGAAAGCCGGACUCCAGAAGGAGUUUCAGGACAAAGAGCAAAUGUUUCUGAACAGAGUGAAGGUUCUGGAGGAGACAGCUGGCCAGGAGAAAGAAAAAUUGAACAACCUUAUAGAGAAAGAAAAGAAAAAAGUCCAAGAUUUGAAAACUCAGAUGGGACAGUUGGCUGAGGUAACAAAACAUAAAACUGAAUUGGAGGAAGCUUUAAAUGCUAAGCUGAUAGACACUUUGGAAAGCCUGGAAGAGACCGAGAGGAGAAAGGUGGUGGCAGAAGAGAAGUUGACCAUCUGGGAGAAACGUCUGAAAAGCCUCGAGAGUGAAAAAGAAAUACAGAAACAAAAGCAUCAAGAGGAGUUUGCGGAAUAUAAGGAACAGAUCAAGCAACAUUCUCGGACGAUCGUAGCGAUGGAAGGAAGACUGUCCGAGGCUGCCCAGUACCUGAAAAAGGUGAAGGAGGAAAAUCUCAGACUUCGACAGCAAAUAGAAGAAAUGCAAAGGGAAUCUUCCAAGUCUAAGCCAUCCAUUUUACAAGAAGUGUCUAAGCCGUCUGUUUCACAAGAGGUUUCUAAGCCAUCCAUUUCACAAGAGUUUUCUGUGCCGCUCGUUUCACAAGAGGUUUCUAAGCCAUCCGUUUCGCAAGAGGUUUUUAUGCCAUCCCGAUCACAAGAGGUUUCUUGCACCAAAGGGGACUAUUUUUUUAUGAUGGAAAAAUUAGCAUCCGCGAGGCAAGAAGUCUUAUCAAAACACACCAUAAUCUUGGAAUUAAAGAAGGAGCUCUCGGAAGCCAAAGCCAGGAUGUCCGACAUAAUUGGAGAACUGAGUGAAAAGCAAAAGAUGGAACUGGAGCAGAAGCGCAGUCUUGUACUUAGCCAAGCACAAGAACUCAACCACCUUCAAGAGAAGCUAUAUGAGAUGUCCAAGCUGGUGGACCGGAAGGACGCAAACCUUAACUCUGCAAAUGAAGAAUUAAGGAACUCUAGAGAGAAAUUAAAAGAGCUAAAGGCGGAAGUGCAAAGAAAGGCAAGCCUCCUCGAGAAAAGUGUCCAACACAAGAGCAGUCAGACAAACAGCACCCUGCCAGAAGGAAGCCCUGCUACCAGAAAGGUGUCAGCUUUGGACCUUGCUGACAUGGGAGCAAAAUGCAAAGGCUACAGACACGAGGAGACCAUCUUACGUCAAAAAGAUGCUCUGACUGAACUGAGGGAGAGAAUCAAAGUGCUAGAGAGGAGUCGGCCUUUGGGAUUUAAAGAGAAAACCGUGGAGCCACUUAUAGUGCUAAAAAAAGACCUGACUGAGAAAAGCGAUCGGAAAACAGAGAAAGAACACGAGCUGUCACUGGUGACAAGUCUGAAUGCUAAUAAGCUUCAAAAUAGCAUUUGUAGCAUGGAUCCCAACGUGGCAAUAGAAAGGACCGCAAAGCUGGAAAUGGCUGAUGCGUUAGACCUCAGUGAGAAUAUGUACCUCACCCUGAUCCGGGAUCUGUCCAGCCUGUUGGACACGAAGGAACUGCUGGGAAUGCAGACGGUCAAGCACCUUCCCCACGACGAACGGGAAAAGGUCGGGCUGCUGAGGCAGAAGGACCUCGAGGGGCUGUUCGACAAGGUCAGAAGGCUGAAGAACCGUCUGGAGAGGAAGGAGGAGCUACUGAAAGAGUAUGAGAAAGACGUUGGGAAGUUCAGGACGAACACGCUGUCUCUGCAAACGUGCCAGGCCGAGAUGGCCAAGCUAGCCGAUAGGAUCUACCAAGAAGCCGAAGAGAACACCUUGCUUAAAGAAGCUCUGGAGAGGACCAAAGUACAGCUGAUCCAGGAGAAGAAGCUGAACAGGGUUCUUAAGCAGCACAAGGCGGCUGUCAAAAAGAAACUGUUCCCUGAAAAUCAGAAAAUGCCAGAGAGGCCAGUAGAAGCCUGUAAGAAAAGAACCCACUGCAGUGCCUCUGCGUAGAUGUCCCACUUGCCGGACGCCUCUAGAUGAAGAACAGUCGGGUUAGAUGCUUGUCCAUUUCUGUAAAUAUGAUAAUGAUGCAGCGUUUUAUAAAAAAACACGCCAGGAUUUUAUAAAUAGC